UGUUCAUAGAUAAAGCCUCAGUCUUUGGAUUCCAAUGCAGAAGCAGGUUGGAUAGUGAUCGAGUCGACAUACAGGGCUCUGAACAAUAGACAGAGGUCAGCCUCUUUGUCCCAUGAGAAGUCCGUUACCGGGGUCCAUCGACACCCGUGUCGAAAACAUCCCCGGCAAUGGAACCCUGGAAGACGAAACCGUCAAAGAAGUCCCCUUAGAUACUCCCAUUUCCAAGCCAUGUGACCUGCAAAAACCAGUCCCAAAGUUUGAAGAAGACAAGUCUCCUGAGGUGGAGGAAGGGGGUGUCCCUUCAGUUUCAGAGACAUCUCAGGUUACGGAAUGGUGCAGCAAUAUGAGCGAAAGCGUGUCAAUGGCGACCACCAUUUCAGAGCAAAGAGAAGGCGACGAAGCCUCAAGUAAACAGAGCAGAGAAAUUGGUCGGAAUACAACACCAAAGAUUCGCAGAAAGCGUCCAUAUUCCGGCGACCCAUCAUGUAGAAGAGAACAGAGGUGUCGUGUUAGUUGCAGGAACACACAGGGAAGGACAGAAUCAAGAGAAGCGAGGACCAGGAAGAAGCUGAGUGGAGGGCACGAGCAGCAAUCUGGAGUCGGCCAUGGGCGGCGUUCGAGGUCACCAGCUGCUGCUCGAACAGUUGGAGGCACGAACAAGAUGGGGGGGAAUGUGAAAAGCAGUGCCAUGAAAGGGAGUGGACGAGCUGCUGGUGAGCUGCAAGAGAUAGCGACCACCAAGAAAAGAGAGGAAGGAGAUGAUGAAAUUCAGCCCCCAAAUGAAUCCAUUGAAAACCCACUUGUCUCACUUGAAUGUUUCAUCUUUCUGUAGAUUUUAUGAACUGAUUAGUGUAUGGGGGAAACUUCA
Molecule: messenger RNA, 868 nt
Organism: Cucurbita moschata (crookneck pumpkin)
Lineage: Eukaryota; Viridiplantae; Streptophyta; Magnoliopsida; Cucurbitales; Cucurbitaceae
Exons: 2
Coding region: 113-832 (239 amino acids)
Source: RefSeq, a predicted model, not a curated record